AUGUCCGUUUCAGCAAGACGACAGCUGCUGGAUAAGUUUAGCCCGUUCUACUUCGUUACCGUGAUGGGUACCGGCAUCUCGUCCAACAUUCUGCACUCGUUUCCUUACGACGCUCGAUGGCUGCGUAUUUGUUCUUAUAUCAUGUUUUCCGUGGCGUGCAUUCUAUUUGUAACGCUACUCACCAUGCUAGCUGCCGUAGCUGUGGUACACAUGCGAGAACGGAGUCUACGCAACCUUGGGAGGCUCUACUUCUUCGAUUACACCUACAGCUUGUUCUGGGGCACACUGGUGAUGGGCUACAUCACCAUCAUCAACUACAUCUUCCAGCUCGCAAAUGAUGAGCUAAAAGGCCGAUCCGUGGCUAACGGUCUGGUCAUCUUCGUGUACGUGCUGUGGUGGACUAGUGUCGUGCUGUCGCUGGGAUCGGCCUGGGGCCUCACCUUUUGUAUUUGGCUCAAACACAAUCGAUACUGGGAUGAUUCUGACCUGCAGCCGUGUACCAAGAAUAUGCAGCAGCGACUGCAAAGCACACUAUUGCUCCCCGUGGUACCACUCGUCGUUGUGACAUCCAGCAGCGGUAUUUUUACGAUGUCCCAGCUAUUUGUUGACAAUACAACCCGCAAUGUCCAGCUCCUUACACUUGGCGUGACGGCUUUGAUUUGGUUUAACGCUUUGUUGCUCACCGUCUUGGUCGUGAGCACUUAUGUUUGGAACCUGUACGUCAAUAAAAUUCCUCCACUUAAUUUGAUCUUCACCAUGUUUCUGGUCGUGGGUCCCAUGGGCCAAGGCGCAUAUGGAAUCAUGUUGUUCACCGAUAAUAUCAAGCGCUACAUAGAGCGCUAUUACCCAUUCACAGCUGCGGACGGUGAAAUCUAUCUGGUGUGUCUUGCUGUCAAAUGGUCUUUCAAGGUCUGUGGUAUUGUGCUGAGCCUACUAUUAAUUUCUAACGGAAUAUUCUUUACGCUUUUGGCGUUUGCUGCGAUUGCAUCUUAUGGCAGCACACUACGGUCCCGCCACACAGGUCCCAAAGUAACCGCUUUCCACAAGGGCUGGUGGGCCAUGACAUUUCCUUUGGGGACAAUGGCCUUAGGAUCAAAGGAACUAUAUGCGCAGUAUCAUCAGUACGUUCCCAUUUCGGCUUUUCGCGUUGUGAGCGUGAUAUACUCUGUCCUGUGUGUGGGUUCCACCAUUGGUUGUCUGGCGGGGUCUAUCUGGAUAUUUUCUAGGCAUCUUCUGGCGCUUCGUUCAUCUAAACCUAAACUUUUGUCAAACGAGUCCCUAACGGACACGUCCGACCAGAACCAAAAAUUAUCACUAGAAGCAUAG
Molecule: messenger RNA, 1326 nt
Organism: Lachancea meyersii CBS 8951
Lineage: Eukaryota; Fungi; Ascomycota; Saccharomycetes; Saccharomycetales; Saccharomycetaceae
Source: the annotation of a GenBank genome assembly